Molecule: messenger RNA, 1718 nt
Organism: Cladocopium goreaui
Lineage: Eukaryota; Dinophyceae; Suessiales; Symbiodiniaceae
Source: the annotation of a GenBank genome assembly
UUUGGCUCCAGUUUCACCAGAAAAAUCAGCGACGAACAACUGAUCGCCAGCUGGCGAUGCUGGCACAUGCACGCGCUGCGAUGGCCACCACUUGUGAUGAUUCCGGCGGAUCUCCCAGGCACUUGGGAUAUCAUGUUCAGACGGAGCUGAUGGAGGAAAAAUGCUGGCAGAAGUAUUCAGACUGCGAAGCUCCAGACUUCUUUGAGGUCUUGGAUUUUGCCCGCGAUGGAGGAUUUGCGGAGGUUCAUGAGCUUUGGAAUGUCAUGAGGUAUGUUGGAGCUGUGCUGGCCAUCGGCAUGAUGAUCAGUAACCUGGCCACGAUUGUCAUCAACGACAGCCACUACUUGAUCUCUUCGGCCCACAUUGAGAGGUCGUCCAGCAAUGUCACGGAUGACGACGCAAGUUAUGUCGCCUCCAUCUCUGAGGACUAUAUGAUUUCUGGGAUGUUGGUGGAUAGUAUCUUUUACAUCGUUUCAGAUGUCACGGGAUUGGAUAUCCAGAUCCGAAGUCCACGAAUUGCCUUAGUUGGUGCGCUGGAAUUGAUCUUGCUGUGUCUGCUGGUCAUGAAGGCCUUCUCGUGCAUCAUGUGGAGUUUGACCACUGACAAUCAGCGGCUGCGCUGGAGCAUGGCCAUGACGCUCUUUUGGGAGGAAUGCCGGUGUGGUCUCCAGUUGCUCCAAGCUUUGCAGCCAUUUGGACACCAAGAUGGAGAAGACCGUGUUGCAUGUCCUGACUCUAUCCAGACGUUGCCAUCAAUCCCUGCUGCAGAAGCGGCCCAUGUUCGAGAGGCCUUCAUUUCUGCACUGAACCACACCGACCUUGUGAUCACUGCUUGUCCAGCAGGUCCAGAUGAUGCGGAUGCCAAGGUGCUGAAAGCAGAGGCGAGCCCGAGCUCCGUGUCCAAGGGUGAUACUGUUCAGUUGCUUUGCGACCUCAAUGUCACCAAAGCAUCUGGCGUUGGUGAGUACAGAGUUGCAGUUCGGGGUCCGGUGAAGGGGGACGUUGGCGAAGGCUUUUUGCUUCCCAAGGGCCUGGAUGUUGGCGCGCAGCAGCUGGGAGUUGAGCUCAAGGUGAAGGACCACACAUCUGGAGAUGAGCCGGUGGUUUGGCAACCAGGAGACUACGAGUUUGACAUUGAGGUUUGUCAGGGCGAAUGUGGAACAGACCUCAGAGAUCCUGAGAGCCAGAGGCUUGCCAAAGAUGAAGCCCGUGGUUUUCCAACCACUUUGCCACCGAUGCCACCACAACCACGCCACACCGUAGAGGAAUCAUCCGACUCAGAUGACGGGACAGACUCUUCCAGUGAAAACAGCAUUGAGGACCUCCGCAUAGAAAUAGCUCAAAAGUCAGCUGCUCGUGCUCGCAAAGGAGCAGUAGAGGAGCCAGCUGACGAAGAAGACUCGCCCGCAGAAUCUGAGGAUGAUAAGAAACUGGCACCAUUGAUCACUGCAACUCGUAUUUGCAGCCGGCGGGAGCUCUCACGUUGCAUCCGCCGUGAGCGGAAGAAGCUUCAGAUCGUUCUUGCAGCAAUGAUCUUUACAGUCCUACUGUUUCUCAUGAGCACCUUGUGGUUUUUGGAGACAAAAGCUCAGAAACCGGAAGCGCGCUACAGAACAGAGGACAUUCCUCAAAAUGCGUGGCUGGCUGCUGGCUGGGGGCUACCACCAGUGGUCCGUGAGCAGCGAGCCAGACCUUUGAAGCCAACUGAGUUUCACUGA